UCCGGGCGUCAAUUAAGUGGCGGGAAGAAAAGGCGGCCCCUGGCAGGGCUGUGUUAACCCGUCUUCCGUGGUAGUUCUUCGCCCCACGGAUGGAGAUGCAGUCCAAGAAGCAAGCCGCAGCUGAGCCCGCGGACUCCGGGGGGGAAGGCAGGCCGCCGCAGGUCGCCGGCAACGAUGCAGCGCGUCCCGAGGACCGCAUGACCCUACUGCUCAGGCUAAGAACACAGACAAAACAACAACUUUUGGAAUAUAAAUCAAUGGUUGAUGCAAAUGAAGAAAAAACUCCAGAACAAAUAAUGCAAGAAAAGCAAAUUGAAACUAAAAUUGAAGAACUGGAAAAUGAAAUCGAAGAGGUGAAAAUCGCUUUUGAAAUGAAAAAGCUUGCGUUAGACAGGAUGCAACUUUCAACUGCACUAAAAAAAAACCUGGAGAAAACUGACACCAAAACUAGUCCGCUCAUGGAUAACAUGAAACAGAUAUUAAAUCUAAAUAAAUUAAUAAUGAAAUCACAGCAGGACACUUGGGAUUUGGAGGAAAAAAUGCUUGAUAUUAGAAAGAAGAGAUUGCAGUUAAAACAAGCUUCAGAAAGUAAACUUUUAGAAAUACAGAUCGAGAAGAACAAACAGAAAGAUGAUUUGGAAAAUAUGGAAAAUUCGGAGAAGAUGAAGACUAUACACCGAAACCUACAAAGGGAGAUACAGAUUACUACAGUUAUUCAACAUAUGUUCCAGAACCUCAUUUUGGGGAGUAAAGCCAACUGGGCAGAGGAUCCUGCCCUUAAGGAAAUUGUUCUGCAGCUUGAGAAGAAUCUCACCACGAUCCAAUGAGAAUUCUCUUUUGACAUUUUUUGUUUCUGUCUUUGAUGUCAUUUAAAAUGCACAUUUCAAGUGAAAUGUUUUUUUCAGUGUUUUUGGAACUCUUCUACUACUUUUCUUUCUUUCUUUUUUUUUUAAGCUUGUGUUAUCACUGUAACAUGGAAUCUAUUGUUUUAAAUAUGAUAAUUAAAGUGACUGGCAUACUCUAAUAAAAUAAUCUGAAAGUCUUAGCCUUAAAAGCGUCUCCCAAACAUCUAGUCCAGCUAGACUUUUCCACAUUCAUGGAAGACCCUAUUCUCAUUUGGGAUAUUUCUCUGUGUUUGUCAACAAAAUAUUGGAAAGUUAGAAAAGCAUGGCCGCAUCUUUUUUUCAACUAUCAAUUGUAUUUUAUUCAAAUAAAUCUCAUUUUAGUUCUAUCUCA
Phacochoerus africanus (Common warthog) is the source of this 1236-nucleotide messenger RNA. It is a transcript of the gene CENPH, whose product is annotated as centromere protein H. Gene Ontology annotation, molecular function: kinetochore binding. Gene Ontology annotation, cellular component: kinetochore; nucleus. The record is from RefSeq and is a predicted model, not a curated record. Gene Ontology annotation, biological process: chromosome segregation; kinetochore assembly; mitotic spindle organization. NCBI's taxonomy places the organism in Eukaryota, Metazoa, Chordata, Mammalia, Artiodactyla, Suidae. The transcript is spliced from 9 exons. Bases 90 to 827 code for a protein of 245 amino acids.